This is a messenger RNA of Phacochoerus africanus (Common warthog), 1536 nucleotides long. It is a transcript of the gene CHCHD3, whose product is annotated as coiled-coil-helix-coiled-coil-helix domain containing 3. Gene Ontology annotation, cellular component: mitochondrion; MICOS complex. The transcript has 8 exons. The record is from RefSeq and is a predicted model, not a curated record. Gene Ontology annotation, biological process: inner mitochondrial membrane organization. Lineage: Eukaryota; Metazoa; Chordata; Mammalia; Artiodactyla; Suidae. The coding region runs from base 168 to 851 and encodes 227 amino acids.
GGAGGCGGGAGCUCAGGACCGGCGCCUUCUCCUUGCUUCUUGGGGUCGUGGCCUUGCUCCCGCUGUGCAAGGCGAGAGUCCGGGCGCGUCCACGCGCGUGUGUGCGCGUGGGACCUUUAGAGUUCGUGGGUCCGCGCUACGUCUCUCUGGUGGCAGAAGCAGAAGCUAUGGGCGGGACGGCUAGCACUCGUCGGGUCACCUUCGAGGCGGAUGAGAAUGAGAACAUCACCGUGGUGAAGGGCAUCCGGCUUUCGGAAAAUGUGAUUGAUCGUAUGAAGGAAACCUCUCCAUCUGGCCCGAAGUCUCAGCGGUAUUCUGGUGCUUACGGUGCCUCAGUUUCUGAGGAAGAAUUGAAAAGAAGAGUGGCUGAGGAACUGGCAUUGGAGCAGGCCAAGAAGGAAUCUGAAAAUCAGAAACGACUAAAGCAAGACAAAGAACUGGACCGAGAGAAGGCUUUUGCCAACGAGCAGUUAACCAGAGCCAUUCUUCGCGAGAGGAUAGCAAAUGAGGAGGAGCGGGCUAAGGCUAAGCACCUGGCUAAGCAGCUGGAAGAAAAAGAUCGGGUGAUAAAGAAGCAGGAUGCAUUCUACAAAGAGCAGCUGGCUAGACUGGAGGAGAGGAGCUCAGAGUUCUACAAAGUCACCACUGAGCAGUACCAGAAAGCCGCUGAAGAGGUGGAAGCAAAGUUCAAGCGGUAUGAAUGCCAUCCCGUCUGUGCCGACCUGCAGGCCCAGAUUCUCCAGUGUUACCGCCAGAACACCCAGCAGACCCUCAGCUGCUCCGCUCUGGCCAGCGAGUACAUGCGCUGUGUCAAUCAGGCCAAACAGAGCAUGCUUGAGAAGGGAGGAUAAAAUCAACUUUUAGAACAAGCAAAAUUCCCUCAACGUUAAUUCCAGAGGUGGAACAUUUUUUUUCCUAGUAAGAAAGUAACCCAUUUAAAGAGAAGACCGUUAAAGAGAAGCAUCAGAGAGCAGAUUCAUCAGAAGCAUAUCACAGUUUGAUCAGCAACAGUUUGAAAAGCCAAGGCCUCCGUCAGGGAUGAGCCAUCAAGGACAUGCUGCAGUGUUAAUAAACCUCAUUUAUGAUGAUUAAAAAGAAAGGCCGCCCUCCCCACCUUCUGUGCUUUCUAUUCAACUUCCUCUCCUAACCAAGCCCCAUCAUUUGGUGACCCUUCCGUCCCACUAAGCUGGGGGUUGGCGUCGAGGGCUAAGGUCUUUGGAGUGGGGAAAACCUUCCAUUUCAGGCCAGUGGCACCAGGCGGAGUUGGCUAGGCUGGGGCAUGGUGGGGUGCUCUUUUUCUUUUUUCCUUUGACUAUGUAAGAGCUCCUUUAUUUUAACUCGUGGUGAUCAUGUAAGAAGACAAAAGGCGAGAAAAUGUACCUCUCUUACUGGAAUAAUGUUUCUGGUUAAAAGUGAAGUAAGGCAUUUUUUUAUCAAUAUGAAGGCAACUUGGCUUCCCCCACCCUCUCCUCUGUCAUGAAUACUGACAUCUUCACCCACCAUCAAUAAUAAAUCUAUUUUCUGAUGAAGACCGGC